AUGAUUAUACUGCUUCUUUUGUUACUCACGUUUUGCACAGCCAACUUGGACGACUUCAACGCCCCAGAUUUGGUUCUAUUCUCGGAGUUUGAAACUAAAUUUAAUCGACGAUAUCUCACUCCUGCGAACCGCCUUGCACGUCUUGCUAUCUUCCGUUCUUCUUUAAAGAAAAUAAGAGAGCGGAGUAUAUCAAACAACCUACAGAAGUAUCAAAUCAACCAAUUUACAGACAUGUAUCCUUCUGAAAUUUCUAUGGGAUUUACAGCACCAAAAGAGUUUGACCACAUCAAAAGUGGCGACUAUCCACCCGCAGACACCCCUGUUGAUUAUUAUAACGUCAACGAAGUCGACCUCCCAACUGGUGAUCGGCUUCCAAUGAAUCUUUCGUAUUGUGGUGAUUACGUCAAUUACAACACUGAAAGAGUUAAAGUCGACUUAUGUGGUGAUGGUAUAGACCAAGGGCAAUGUGGCUCGUGUUAUGCAUCAGCGAUGGCAAAUUACAUUCAAAUUCGCUAUGCGAACAUAUCCUAUUAUUCGAACAACCGCGCCGCAUCUCAAAUGCAGAAACCAGUGAUGUCCGUUCAAAAGUUAUUAGACUUAACAGUAAAAGCGAAUGUCUGGGAAAACAUGUUAUACUCAUAUAGGUGUUGUGGUGGUAACCCAAUGAAUUGUGCGGAGGCCGCACCAAUAGUUGUAUCUGGUGUUGACUACCCAUACACAGACUAUGAAACUAAAUCUGAGAAUUAUAAUGCUACAAAUAAUCCACCAGAGUGUGUGGCGAGUGGAGUCAAUGCGCACCCAAAUGCCAAGAAAUACAUCAAAGUGAAGAAAUACAGAGCUUUCAAUUUUAAAGAGACUGGGGAGAAGAAAGUAAAAUUACUGAAGAAAGUGCUCCACCACUACGGCGCAUUCUUCGUUGGGAUCAAUGCAAUGUCAUUCGACUUUUACCAGUACGGAGGAGGUGUCUACACAAUGGCAGAAGACGGUUACUGCACCAAUGGAUAUACUAACCACUUGAUCAUCAUUGUUGGAUACGGAAAGGAUACUAAUGGAAAUGAGUAUUUCAUUGGCAGAAAUACUUGGGGUGCUUCUUGGGGUGAAAAGGGAUAUGUUAGAAUAUCGACUAAAGUCCUUUGUGCGUUCGGAUAUUACACCACAAGCUUUGGAUCGACGGGGCUGAUGUAUGGGUCGAGCUGUGAUUUGGAUAAAGGGUGCGCUUCAUGUGACUCAAACUUUGAUUGCACGGGGUGCAAAGCAGGUUAUACAAUGGACGAAUUGUCGAAGACUUGUAUGAAGUUAUUCAAUGAAGCAGACUUUACACCUUACAAGGAUUGUAUGUCAGAUGGAGCCACCGGAUCGUGUACGGAUGAUCAACCAAGUACUAGUGAACAUAGUGAAACAAAUUCGAAUUCUACUUCAACCACAAAUUCAUCACUUGGAAUGAGUAUAGUUGCUUUGCUCCUUCUCUUCUUGAUAAUAAACUAA
Molecule: messenger RNA, 1485 nt
Organism: Entamoeba invadens IP1
Lineage: Eukaryota; Evosea; Mastigamoebida; Endamoebidae
Product: cysteine protease, putative
Exons: 1
Coding region: 1-1485 (494 amino acids)
Cellular component (GO): lysosome
Molecular function (GO): cysteine-type endopeptidase activity
Source: RefSeq, a predicted model, not a curated record